GGCCGGGAACGGGGCCGGGGCCGGGAGCGCUGAGCGGGCCGCGGUGCCUCAGAGGUGCCUCACAGGCGCCGAGGGUCUCGGUUCCGGCCCUUGCGGCUGCGGUGCCCGGCCCAGGCGGGCAGCGCGGUGCGGCGGGGCUGGGCGCGGACACUGGCGGUGAGGGAAGGAGCCGAGCAGCCGCAGGGUGCGGGCACCCGCAGAGCCUCGGAGCGGGUCUCGGCCGGCUCCCCCGGGCAGCGAGUGGGGCAGAGGGGCCCUGAGGACAGCCCUGCACCCCUGCUCGCUUUUACAGCACAGCAGCCCCGGUGCUGCGGGCCCACAGCGCAGCUUGUGGCCACCGUGCUUCCAAAAGAUGGACUGAGUCAUGGGUGUCACACGCCUGCAAAAUUAUUCAUGCGUUAUUGAGGCGUUCAGUUCACGGUCCUUUUAAGCAGUGAAAGAUGCCUAAAAAAAAGACUGGUGCUCGUAAGAAAGCUGAGAACCGUCGGGAACGGGAGAAGCAGAUAAGGGCUUCACGAGCCAACAUCGACCUGGCCAAACAUCCCUGCAAUGCUUCAAUGGAAUGUGAUAAGUGCCAAAGACGACAGAAGAACAGAGCUUUUUGUUACUUCUGUAAUUCUGUUCAGAAACUGCCCAUUUGUGCACAAUGUGGAAAAACCAAAUGCAUGAUGAAGUCUUCAGACUGUGUUAUAAAACAUGCUGGUGUGUACAGUACUGGACUAGCUAUGGUGGGUGCAAUCUGUGAUUUCUGCGAGGCCUGGGUGUGCCACGGCAGGAAGUGUCUCAGCACCCACGCCUGUACGUGCCCUCUGGCAGAUGCCGAGUGCGUUGAGUGUGAAAGAAGUGUCUGGGACCAUGGGGGCAGAAUAUUCGCCUGCUCUUUUUGCCACGAUUUCCUCUGUGAAGAUGAUCAGUUUGAACAUCAAGCCAGCUGCCAAGUUCUGGAAGCAGAGACAUUUAAAUGUGUCUCCUGUAACAGGCUGGGGCAGCAUUCCUGCCUGCGCUGCAAGGCUUGUUUUUGUGAUGACCACGUGAGAAGUAAGGUUUUCAAGCAGGAAAAAGGGAAAAAGCCUCCUUGCCCUAAAUGUGGCCAUGAAACUCAGCAGACAAAGGAUCUGAGCAUGUCAACACGCUCUUUGAAGUUUGGCCGGCAGAGCGGAGGGGAAGAUGCAGAUGGAGCCUCUGGUUAUGAUUCCUACUGGAAAAACCUUUCCUCCAGCAAGUCUGGGGAUCGUGAGGAGGAUGAUGAGUAUGAGGCAGAAGAUGAUGAUGAAGAGGACAACGAUGAGCGAGGGAAGGAUUCAGAUUCCGAGGCCACGGAUGUGUUCAGCAAUUUGAAUUUGGGAAGGACCUAUGCUAGUGGGUAUGCACAUUAUGAGGAGUCAGAAGAUUAAGCUCAGUGUGCUGGCAAGCUAAAAACAUGUGGAAGGAGCCAAGCAGUGCUUCAGUGAGUUGUGUACAUGCCAGUAGGAUAGCUCUAGCAGGUACUUACAUAUCAGAGUUAGAGAAUAAAGAGUGUGGGAAUUCUGCAGUAACUCCAAGGGACGUUUUUCCUGUAGAUAAACUGAUGCUUGGUUUGGCACUGGGGGAGAAAAUCAGGAUAUUUUUAUUCCCCUGGACAACAGAAUGGUUUUGUCCUUGAGUUACUGAGUACAGUGGUUCAAUGCCAUUUUCUCCUGUCUACACAGAAAUGUGGGAAAGCUGUAGAAUUUGCUUCCAUUUGCCCAUCAGAAAUUAAGUUAUUUUUUACAAUAAUUUUGUUAACUGAUUUCAUACAUUAAUGCAGUGGUGGGCUGGUGGCUGCAUUUUUUUUUUUUUUUGGUCUUCACAAUAAAAUUCAACUGCAUUCUCUAA
This is a messenger RNA of Prinia subflava (tawny-flanked prinia), 1854 nucleotides long. RefSeq names its product zinc finger protein 330 (gene NOAZFP). Gene Ontology annotation, cellular component: nucleus. Lineage: Eukaryota; Metazoa; Chordata; Aves; Passeriformes; Cisticolidae. The record is from RefSeq and is a predicted model, not a curated record. Gene Ontology annotation, molecular function: zinc ion binding. The transcript is spliced from 10 exons. Bases 441 to 1394 code for a protein of 317 amino acids.